Molecule: messenger RNA, 3235 nt
Organism: Lucilia cuprina (Australian sheep blowfly)
Lineage: Eukaryota; Metazoa; Arthropoda; Insecta; Diptera; Calliphoridae
Product: RNA cytidine acetyltransferase
Exons: 7
Coding region: 104-3118 (1004 amino acids)
Biological process (GO): rRNA acetylation involved in maturation of SSU-rRNA
Cellular component (GO): nucleolus; 90S preribosome
Molecular function (GO): 18S rRNA cytidine N-acetyltransferase activity; ATP binding; tRNA binding
Source: RefSeq, a predicted model, not a curated record
AUUUCUUACUUGAUUGGUGUUUUAGUAUUGCAAGAAGUUUUCUCAUAACUUUAAAAGUAUUUCCAUUUUUAAAUUAAUACUUUAAUAAUAAAAUAAUAACAAUAUGGUUAAAAAGAAGAUUGACAAUCGUAUUAGAGUAAUGAUUGAAAAUGGUGUAAAGUUAGGACAUCGUACUAUGUUUAUAAUAAUUGGUGACAAGGGCAGAGAUCAAGUGCCCAUACUUUAUGAUAUUUUAACGAAAUCCACUGUCAAAGCUCGACCAACUGUUUUAUGGUGUUAUAAGAACAAAGAUGAAGCUAUAUCCAAUCAUGGUAAAAAGCGUGCUAAGAAAAUAGCUGCCGGAAAAAUUGACAUCAAUGAUGCAGAUCUAUUCGAUACUUUCCGUGUCUCUACCACAAUACAUGGUCGUUAUUAUUCGGAAACCCAUGCCAUAUUGGGUAGAACUUAUGGCGUUUGUGUUUUGCAAGACUUUGAGGCUUUGACACCAAAUCUUUUGGCCCGUACUGUGGAAACGGUUGAAGGUGGUGGUCUCAUUAUAUUGCUGCUUAAAACUUUAACAUCACUUAAACAAUUAUUUACAAUGAGUAUGGAUGUACAUAAACGUUUUCGUACUGAAUCCCAUCAAACUGUUACAUGUCGUUUCAAUGAACGUCUCAUUCUUUCCUUGGCCGAUUGUAAGAGAUGCCUUGUUGUAAAUGAUGACUUAACCGUACUACCCUUAAGUUCGAAAACUAUUAAUGUGGAACCAGUGAAUCCUGCUGAUAUUCAUCAAUCGGAAAAUAAUGAACUAUUAGUUGAAAUUAAAGAAAACCUAAGAGAUACACCUCCAGCGGGUCCUCUAGUAAAUCUUUGCAAAACAUAUGAUCAGGCUAAGGCAGUAGCACAAUUCAUUGAAGCUCUUGCUGAAAAACAAUUAAAACCACCUACAUCAUUGACAGCAGCUCGUGGUCGGGGUAAAUCUGCCGCUAUGGGACUUUCAAUUGCUGCAGCGAUUGCUUUCGGUUAUGUUAAUGUUUAUGUAACUUCUCCACAUCCCGAAAAUUUAAUAACAUUAUUUGAAUUUGUAUUAAAAGGAUUUGAUGCUUUAGAAUAUCAAGAGCAUACAGAUUAUACAAUUAUACGCUCUACAAAUCCAGAUUACAAAAAAGCUAUAAUACGCAUUAACAUAACACGUUCAAAUCGUCAAACAAUUCAAUAUAUUUCUCCAAAUGAUACACACCUAUUAAAUGCAGCCGAUUUACUAUUAAUUGAUGAAGCUGCUGCUAUACCCCUGCCAUUGGUAAAGAAAAUGAUGGGACCUUAUUUGAUUUUUAUGGCUUCGACUAUAAACGGUUAUGAGGGUACAGGAAGAUCACUGAGUUUAAAGCUGAUAUCACAAUUGCAAAAGGAGAAUAAUGCACCACCACCGAUCAAACUGGAUGAGUCUAUACGUUAUACGGAAGGAGAUGACAUUGAGAGCUGGUUGAUAAAUCUCUUAUGUUUGGAUGCCACCAAUGCAGUACCAAACAUUAGUUCUGGUUGCCCCACUCCGGAUGCUUGUGAACUUUAUUAUGUAGACCGUGAUGCUUUGUUCUCUUAUCACAAAGCAGCCGAAUCAUUUUUGCAUCGUUUAGUCUCCAUAUAUGUUUCUUCACAUUAUAAAAACAGUCCCAAUGAUUUGCAAAUGAUGAGUGAUGCUCCAGCCCAUCACUUGUUCUGUUUGUUGGGACCCAUACAAAGAAAAGAUCAAUUGCCUGAAAUAUUGGUGGUAGUACAGGUGGCGUUAGAAGGUGAAAUAUCUUCACAAACAAUAACAGACUCUUUGGGUAGAGGCAGAAAAGCCAGUGGCGACUUAAUACCUUGGAAUGUAUCAGAACAAUAUGGCGAUAGGGAAUUUCCUAAAUUGGCUGGUGUGAGAAUUGUGCGCAUUGCAACACAUCCUAACUACCAACGAAUGGGUUAUGGCAAAAGAGCGAUUAAACUGUUGAAAGAUUAUUAUGCUGGUAAAUGUACAGAUCUAAAUGAACAGAUUAAUGACGAAGAAAAUGGUAUCGAAGAGGUGGAAGAGGAACAAUUAGGCUUGCUGAAAGAACAAAUACGACCAAGACGCAAGAUACCAACUCUAUUAAAACGUUUAAAUGAAAGAUUACCUGAACACAUAGACUAUUUAGGAACUUCAUAUGGCUUGACGCAGGAAUUAUUGAAAUUUUGGAAAAAUAUGGGCUUUGUGCCAGUAUAUCUAAGUCAGAAGGCCAACGAUUUGACUGGUGAACAUUCCUGCAUAAUGUUGCACACAUUAGACAAAUCAGGUUUAAAUCAAAAAAUAAAUGCUGAAUGGUUGAGUCUUUACUUCAACGAUUUCAGAAGACGUAUCUUAAAAUUAUUAAGUAAAUCUUUCAGAGAAUUUCCCACAAGUCUAGCACUUUCAUUGUUAGACAACAAAUGGGUAAAAAUUGAAGUAGAUGAACUGAAUAAGCAGAUCCUAGACACCUACUUUUUGCCACACGAUUUACAACGUCUCGAAUCUUAUUCACGCAAUCAAAUUGAAUUUCGUUUGAUUUUAGAUUUAACACAUGAUAUAAGUUACUUAUAUUUCCAAGGUAAACUUAAUGAUCUGCAAAUUGAUGCUUUACAAAAGGCCAUACUUUUGGCAAUGGGCGUGCAAGGUAAAACCGUAGAUGCCAUUGGAGCUGAAUUAAAUAUGCCCGGAAAUCAAAUAUUGGCCAAAUUUUAUGACAUAAUUAAGAAAACAUCGAAAUAUUUCUCUAAUGUCAUUGAAGGUCAUAUAGAAAGCACAAUGGUUAGUGAAACAAAACUAAAGAGAGGUGAAGACUUCGAACCCAUAUCUUUGUCACUCAACGAGGAGCUGGAAGAGACCGCCAAACAAAUAACGAAAAAACAAAAAGACGAACUUAAACGACUUAAAAUGGAAAGUCUUAAAGAGUUUGCCAUUAAAGGCAGCGAUGAAGAUUGGUCAAAGGCUUUAUCGGGGAAAGAGGGCAAAUCUAAGCUGAUAUCGGUUAAGAGUGGUAUUAAACGUUUGGAUGAACCAUUAGACUCUCCAAAAUCUGACAGUAAAGAACCCAAAAAGAAGAAAAUGAAAUUUGGCAAAAAAUCAUUAAAUAAAUCUGUUAUUUAGAUUUAGAGAUAUGUAAUUGUAUACAAUAUUUUUGUAUAUAAAAGAUAUGUUUAUUAAUUAUAAUUUUUAAUUUUUAAAUGUGAACUAAACAAUAAAUAAAAAUUAUAUAAAUUUUAA